UUUACUGCAGCCAGCCUGUUGCCAAUAAAGGCAUCAGCAACCAUCCGGGUAAGAAAGCGAAGAAACGUUUUGAACUACACUUCAACUAGCAUCACCAUACAUGAAGUAAGAAAAGAAAUCAGAAAACAGUUUGAACAACUUAUGCCCACCAAAUGCUGUAAGUCAAGUGAGAAGGUCUGUCCUGCAGGUCCCCCCGGAUAUCCUGGUCCCAUUGGAGCGAGGGGACCACGUGGCAGGAGGGGACCCAAGAGAAAGAAAGGUCCUCAAGGUCCAAUGGGACCUCCUGGAAAAUCGGGAAAAACUGGACUAACUGGUCCUGUAGGACCGAGAGGAGAAAAGGGAGACAAAGGAGACCCUGGGUCAAUAGGCAUGCCGGGGCCACCUGGAAGGCCUGGAAAAUCGAUAUCUGCUCCACAAGUGAUGUUGUCGCCAGCAGAGCAGACACGAGAUGAGGGAGGAGACACGGCAUUUUAUUGCACGGUCGCAGGAAGUCCUUCCCCAGUCGUGGAAUGGCAAUUUAUGGGCAGAAAACUUCUCUUAGGUGCAAAGUACUUGAUUAAAGAAGGAGAGUUGAUCGUCAGAAAUUUGAAUUACGGCGAUGCUAGACCGUACACAUGUGCUGCCAGAAACAUUCUCGGAUCGUCCGAGGCCAUUAGUAACUUGACUGUUAGAGGUAAGCGGAACACUGUACUUUUGUUAUAUCUGGCUGCUUGAUUAUGUAGGUCUCUUUGUGCUCUGCUGUUUAAUCGUGUACUUUAUCUCUUCCUUCAUUUUAACUCAUCCAUUUUUCGUAUUUCUUAGAGCCACUAGUCACGUGUUAGUUGAAGUUCAACGCUUAACCUGAGCCGUGCAAACGUACAGAUAUUUUAAGCAAUUAUGUUUAAGAUAAUUAUAACAGAUGACAAUCUUCACCAUGUACGCGAAGGCACACAACACGAUCCUUCCAUCACUGUUCCAUUCCUUCCAAUUUGUCUUUUUCUUGAUCGUUAAUUGAACUACUUCAAUGCAUGACCUUCCUACAUGAUGAAUUCUGAGUUUGUUUCAAGGUGUUUGCUUUAAUUAGUCUUAACCUUCAAUAUCCUACACAAGUGGUACAGACCUCACCUAUCUUUUUGAAUUAAUACGUUUCUUUUGCUCCCUUUUCGGCUAUGUAAUCAAACGUUGCUUAUAACAAAGUUUAUCAAUAACACUUUUAGCGAAAUGUGGAUUUAAGGGCAUGGAGCUUGAAAGGGUUCCCAGAAAAGAAAGGAAUAUAUGCUCUUUAAUUUAUUGUGCGUCCUGUUUAUUUUUCGGCUCUAUUUCAGGUCUUCCAAUCUUCACAAAAGUUCCACCCUCACUUGCCACACCAGUGCAAGGUUCUACGUUUCAAGUAACUUGUCAAGCUGAAGGAUAUCCUCGCCCCGAAAUAAACUGGACUAGAGCAGCAAUGCCUUUACAUGCUGGAAGGACCAGUAUAAACCAAGGCACAUUUACCAUUAACAACUUGAGUCCUGAUGACAGCGGUUUUUAUGAAUGCGUGGCUUCUAAUAUUAUGGGAACAAAGAAGACAAGAAUCAACGUGGCAGUGCAAGUGCGUCGCUUAGGUUUGUAUUGCAGGCACCACAUAUAUCUAAAUCACUGAAAGGCUGCUUUGAGAGUUGGUCAUUGGCGCAAUUGGCACUGACCACUUGGGCAUACAAAACUCACUGCAAUGACCUGCUUAAGUGACUGCCAAAUAAUAAUAUUACUUCCCGAGAGGGUAAUUGCCCAAUGCCCAAAGCAAUCCCCUUGAACAAGGUAUGAAUAGAUUAAACAUUCAGUUUAAUGCCAGUCGUCUAAUCCAUAAACCAUUGCGACCUUUGUUAAACAUCUAAGAUGCAUUGCAAAGAUGUAUCAUAGGUAAUUGUCUAUCUAGUUAGAGUCCUCUUAACUGUACCUUAAAAGUCAAUAAUAGGCCCCCUUCUCUUUUUGAUCCACAUAAUGAUCUUCCAAACUGUUUGAAUACUGGUUCUCCUAGAAUGUACGCGGGUGACACUAACGUUACAUUUUCUGCACCUAGCAUACCUGGUCUCGAAUUACAGAUCAAUACUGAAUUGAAGCAUAUUGAUCUCUGGCUUAAAGCCAACAAUUUAAAUCUCAAUGUCGCCAAACCAGAGUCUAUGAUUAUUAGCUCGGGGCAGAAAUUACAAUCUUUAAAUGACUACACAAUAAAAAUGUAUAACGAUGGCGUCCAACUAAACGAAACAACUCAUAGCAAAUUUAUUGGGCUUACGGACGAUAAUCUCUCUUUUAAGGUCCACCAACAUGACAUUUCAAAAAAGCCUCCUCAAACAUUGGUGCGCUUAAGCGAGUCGAGCCAUUUGUUUCUAUGCACACUGAAGUUAUGAUAUACAAAGGUCUUAUUGAACCACGCUUUGAAUACUGUAAAGCGGUCUGAGGUGGCUUGUGCUACCGUGGUGCUUACUUAUGGAACAAUCUUCCCGAGGAUGUACGUACGCACAGCAAAUUCUUUAGAUCAGAUGACUUUGAGGGAAAAUUCACUCUUGGUUUGCUGAUCAUUCACCCACACGGCAAUCAUGUAAAACAGUUUAUAGAACUUAUUCAUUUGCUAUUAUUAUACGAAUAUUUUAACCACGUAUAAAUAAUUAAAGUUUAUCAUCAUCAUCAUCAUCAUCAUCAUCACGAUCACCAUCAUCAUCAUCUUAUUCUUUACUCAUCAAAGGACGAUGGACACUUUUUCGGAAGCAUAGAUACGUAAGAACUAUACCGCUGUAUCGCAUGGUGAUCAGUUCGAAUCCCACUCAUGACUGGCUUUUUUUUAAACAUCUAAUAUCACAAAAAAAGCAAUGAGAGCUAUAUAUAUAGUCAUUGUGUAUAAGGUGCAUGCUGACAUAAAUUUGCAUUUGAAGACUUGUGUGUUAACUGGAGUUUCAUGCUUAAAAUUUCUUAUUAGCAAAUCAAAUACAUGAAUCGGCACUCUUUCUUUAGUCACUUGCAACGUUACCCGUUUAGCUAAUUCAGCCCUGCAAAUGACAAUAAUCCAGUUGAUGUGAACUUUUUAAACUUUAAUAACCAGCUUGCGAUCUUAGUUAAAUAAGAGUGUUAAAACAUUUUGAAAGAUAGUUUUUCGAAAGUCUAACUUUGCCACAACGAGAACUAUACGGCUAUACCGAAAUAUAUCGCAAGGUGAUCUAUUUGAAGACCGCUUUAUUUCAAUUUUUGUUUUUGUUUUUUCUUUGUUUGUUUGUUUAUUUUUCAGGCAUUCGAAAACCGUCUAAUCACUGCUAAAGCAAGACGAGAGCUACUAUCAUUGCGAGUGUAUGUUGCGCUUACAGAAAUUUGCAACUUAAGACAAUUAUGCGUGUUUACUAGAGUUUCAAUGAUCUUAAAUGCUUAAACUUCCUUAAUAGCGUGCAAAUCACGUACAUGCAUGCAUACAUGACAUCUUUAGUCACUUGCAAUGUUACUCUUUUUCUCAAUAACAUUUUCUUUCUCUCUUUUUCUAACUAACAUUCUAAAAACUUUUUACCUGUCCAUAAAAUAAUUGUUUUCAAUUGUCAUUUUAUGGACGUUGACUUUUAAUACUUAGGUUUUGAAAGCUCAGUCAUUGUGGGAAACAACAGAAAUCACUUAACCUUGUUAAGAAACUGGCUAGCACCUGUGGCAAAAAGCGUGAAUUCUCUCUGGAAACGCUGUUGGCGUGCAUCCGUGGAUGGCUGGGCUGCAAGUACAUUUCACUCACGAUGUGACAGCAAGGGCCCGACUGUGACAAUAAUAAGGGUCGGGAGAUAUAUUUUCGGAGGAUACACAAGUAUUUCAUGGGGUAAGUGAGCAUUGUAAGCCAUGGCAGUGGCAUUAACAGCUUUGCCGUAUAGAAAGGCAUUGGUAUGUUCAGCUAAAAGUGCAGCUUGGUACUAAGCGAUAUGGAAUCAUGUAACUCUACCUUUCAUACAUGGUUAAGCAGUGGCCUCGUUCCUCAAGGGGCGAGGAUCGCCCCUCCUAUACUCACAUGGUGUGAAUGAGCGUCACCCCCCACCCCACUUCUCAAGUUCUGGUUCUGCAGAUGAUAAGUGAUGCAUUUCUAGCCUGUCAAAACGCGCCCAAAUUCCAGGCUAAUACUAUUAUUAUAGUAAUUUUUAGGUUAUAAAGUAUCGAUAUUGUUCUGACUUUCUUGCCACCCGGCUAUCUUCCAUCCCUCAAUUCCAACAUUGCAAAAGAAGCGACCAACGUACUUCAUCACAAGUUUUUGGUGAAAUAAGCAAAUGUCCGCGAGGAAAAACGUAACGCUCUUUUGACAUGUGCACGUACGUGAUACACUGAGAAGAAAGUUCGUUUCAGCGAACUUUCGUAAUUUUGCCAGAGCGGAAAUUCGCCUAGAGUAUUCUUCUCUUCUUGUUCGAACGAACUUAAUAGACUGAAAUGGGUCACAGUAAUACAUAUUUUUUAUAUACCUUUUCAAUAGGAUAAAGGCUCCUAAAACUCUUUAUUGUCUGUUUCCUUUUAUUGUCUUCUUAAUACAGUACAUGCUUUAAAACCGAACGAAGUAUUAAUUUAAUAAAGAGCAUUAUUGCGACAGGCACCAGUUUCAGUUUACAGGUUACUGAGUUUAUAUAUGAAAAAGGAGCUUCUAGCUUAGGCAAAUGGUAAAAAAAGGUAUAUUAAACAAAUAGAUAUGGAGAUUUUCACCAUAAAGUUAUAAAAGAACAUAUCUUAAUUAUUAAUUUCUAGUUUUUUUUCCCCAAUCUGUUGCUUGUAAUUGCAAAUCUUGUUAAAUUAACAUCUCCCACGGGCCGACACCUUAGCUUCGGUACGCUUGCAGCCACCUAAAACUGUACAGUACCGCAAAUGAUCCCCACAUGCGAACCGCAAAUGAUCCUCGACCGUAAAUGGUCCCCAACAUGGAACGCAAAUCAUCCCGUGAAAAAUAGAGGAAUGGAUUCACGGAUCUUAGUUGGAUAUUGGAUGAAGAAUGGAGCUGUUUACAACUUGCGAGGGUAAAAAGGGACCUUUUCUUCUCGUCUUCUAAAGAAAAAGGGAAGGAGUACGCCAAAUCACAGGAAGCGAAUUAAUUCUCUGAAUAUUUAACUUGAACUCUAAGAAUAUUUAACAUCGAUUUUUCUCAGAAGUACUAAUUCUACGUGAUUAACAGCAAGACAUUUGUAUACCUGAGAGCCCUUUACGAAACAAGACGUGAUUUCAAAUAAACAAACGUCAAAAUGCCCCAGAAUUUAUCAAUCUGCACAGGUUUCCGUCUAUUUCCUUUGCUGGAGACAAUUGCCAAGAAUCUAAACGUUCGUUAUCCCGGAAAGCAGGAAUAUCUAUUCAACAUUCAGAUUACGGUAAGCUGGUGGUUAGAGUCUCCAUUAAACAAACUUAUUUAGAGAUUGACCUCAAGACCCACAAAAUUUACGCGCGAAUUCUUUGACCUGUUAACGAAAAUGCACAACGGGAACUGUUAUUUAACUGGAAUAGUGUUACACUCACUUUGAUAAAAAUCAUUAUUUUCUCAGGUUUAUAAUCAGUAUAACCGAUGAUUGAUUUUGAGAAGGUUUUUAUCUAUAUCUAUGUUAAAGUUUUAAGCGUAAUUGUUAAAUAAUAACUCAAGAAGACACUACGAUGCGUAGCUAUUUUCUUGUUUCCUUGAUUUAACAAUGUUUUAAAAUCAGUGUGUUAAAGUUUAGUUCUGGUUAAUGCGUUUAUUUGAAUGAAUAAAGUCUUGAAUGUACUUUUCAUUUACUUUUUAUUAAUGUAUUUAUUUGAGAACCAAAAUUUUUUUCUUUUACUACUUUUUGCAAUAACAAUGAAAUUGACCCUAUGCAGCGAACUUGAGUCCAGCCCAUUCCUACUUUUCGUUUGGGAUUAUUUGCGGUCCAAGUUUGGGAUCAUUUACCGUCGAGGAUCAUUUGUGGUCCAUUUUGGGGAUUAAUUUGCUAUAGCCCUGUACAAAACUUUAUCCUAAGCGGACGAACUGACUGGUCCAAAGAGAAACAACCGCACCGCACUGGACGAAAACUGCAUUUGCACAAAUUUGCUCCUUGCUAAUGCAGUGGAACCUCUAUUAAUACCUUCAGGUUUGCAAAAAUUGCGCAAUGUUUGUUAACAAUUAUUAACAUUCAUCGGUUUCUCUAUACUGUGAUAAAGUUCCAUGAUGUUCAGAAAGCUGUCCAGAGUUCAAUUUCAUUACCUUUCAUUACCAACUUUAAUUUGUUUGUAAAUGCAAAAAGUAACAUAACAGCAAAACAGCAACGAUAAUACGUGCGGUACAUGCACUCUUUCAGUGUUUGUCACAAAUUAGUUGUUUCUUUGAUCGCAGAUGACAAUUAUACGGCCGCAUAUCGGUCUAAUCUACAGUUUAUGGAUUUAUCUUUAUUAAUCGACUAGAGUACGUAUUUCAAGGGUCGUAAUCCAAUACUACUAUUGCCAAUUCAGUCCGGUGUCCGCUUAAUAGAGGUUUUUCACAAUAGAAAUUAGCCAAACACAAGUUAUUUUAGUGUCCACGUCCGCUUAAUAGAGGUGUCCGCUGAAUAGGGGCUCGUUAUAAAGGGAAAUACAAGACGUUAAUUUCGGGACCCAGCGUAAUGUCCGCUUAAUAGAGGGUGUAUGUCCCAAAUUUGUAAAAACGGAGGAGUCAAUCUGGAGCAAAGAUGGUAUUAUUGCCACAUUUUCCUAGGUCAGUAUCUUAUGUAAGACUCCAUAUGUCCCGAAUAUAUAGACUGUUAAUUGUCCAGUUAUUUACAGAUCUUUACAUCCCCUGUUCUUGGUAUGCAAAUGUGGCGACCAUCUUUGCCCCAUAUUUACUUAGACUGCUUGAAGUCCGCCUUUUCUCUUAAAAUCCGUCUAGUUCUCAACUAGCGCGAUUGCAAACCACGGAGUUAUGUUACAAUGAGGGAUUAGGACCAGCGCUUACGCCCUCGUUUAUCGCGGCUCGCGGCUCGCUGCUGCGCCGCUCGCGUGCUUUGGUUUCUCUUGCAGUAACUUUGCAAAGAAAAAUAAGAGACUGCUUGCAGUCUAGUAGUAGGGCUUCAGCAAACUUAACCCCCGUUGGUGGAUUCCCUUUGGAUUCCCUCGCAGAAAGUGGAUUCCCUUAAUUAAUAGGCAUAUUGGUCUAGUCAAUGACGUCACCCAUUGUUAUAACCUAGGGAAAAAAUGGGUUCCUCCAUACUAAUUAAGUGUCUUCCUCCAUAUAUAAUGAAGUGGAUAGGUUUACUAAUGAGCGUCACUCUACUACAAUAGGAACAAUAGGCUUGCCUAGACUUGCCCGUGAAGUAACUUGAGCUCGGUUUCGGACAGUCUAUUAAAAGGAAAAUAGGAAUAAGAGAAGCGAUCACCUAGCAACGCGAGAAACGGCUUCCUAUAUCUUAUUUAGCGCUAAAACUCAGAUAUACAUAAACAAAACACAUACAGAAAGUGGAGUUGAAAAGUCUUUAUUUCCGUUUAGUUUAUGUCUUCUUAUUGAGCUCUAAAACUCGAAUAUAUAUAAACAAAAUACACAAAUUAGAACUGAAAACUCUAUUUCAAUUUUGUCUGACGUUUUCUCCUUUCUAUCUCGAGGAAAUGAAAGUCUUGUCAUUUUCACGCACGGUUAAUCAGUUAAUUAUGCGAGUUCACGAGUUGAAUACAAAUUAGCUCUACAGGAAAGACCCAAGGGAGAGAAUCUUGACGUAUUAUUAUAAAACAAAUAACUUAACAAGGAUCAAUUAAAACACGCGACUCAUAUUUGCUAGCAAUAAAAACACAAGAGAGAUACCGUUUUAAAAAACUUUAUUAAAAACCAGUGACAAAAAGAGUCAAAUACACAGGAAUGGAAAUUAAUUAAUCUUCAUCUUCGUUCUCCUCUGUAGAAGGGGAAUAGAAAUUGGUUUCCAACGUCUUCGCGUUUUUGUGUGUAACUGCUCCGCAAUCGUGACAUCGAAGAAAGCCCUCUUUCAUGUAAUGUCUCCCCUCGGGAAUCUGGUGAUCGCAUAUAGGACAAAUCUUGUAGUAAUCGUGCCAAAGGCAUUUAGGACAUUUCAUGAUCAACGUCCCGUACACAUUAGAGUUCUCGCAGUGUUCACAGGGACUUUUGGAGUGAAAGGUGGUGGACGUUUCAGGGUUACUACUUUCUAUCUCCUGACUGUCGUUUUCAGUGUCGUUGUCGCUCUCUUGGGUGUCUUCCGCUUCAAUGUCAUUCUCAGAAGCCACUUCUUCCUCCUGAUUUUCAAUAUGCGAUGAACUCUCCUCAUUAUUACUCUCGUUAUCGGAAGUAUUUUCUACAUUUUGGUAGCCUUUUUCCUUUUCUAUUAAAUCACUUAACAACUUUUUGUUCUUGAUUAAACCUUUAUCGAUUCCUAACUCUGCAAGUCCAUCUAGAAACGUAUUCAGCGCACGAGGUUUGGUAACCUCAUUGUUAUAAGGGAGUAACACAUACUCAACUAGCUCAGCGAUGUUUGUGACGGGAAUAGUGCGUUUAUUUCGAAGUAAUUGUCCGCUGGGGGUCCAGAAAAGAAUAUCUUUGGACGCAGCCAUACUAUGCAGCAAAUCAGAAGCACGCUUUUCCGGCACUGCUCGGGAAAGAUGACUCAAAACAUCUUUUAUUCUCGGUUCUUCUUUUAUUCUUGGUUCUUCAUCCUCGCUUUCAUCACCAGAACUUUCGCUUUCUUCAUGUUCACUCUCUUGUUCUUCUUCUUCAACCAAAUCUAUCUUUCUUUUCAUUUUGAUGAGUACUCGUGACAAACUUAGCUUCGAAUGAGCAACCUAGCGAUGUGUCACCUCUUUUAUAGCAUUAGAAAUCCUAAGCUUGAAACGACAGGGGCUAAUAAAUCUUCAAUAAAACCACUACCCUCUUGAACAAGGACUCGCUUCUUUGUUUUGAAAGGGACAUUUGUACUGGCCAGGUUAAGUAAAGCAUCCUUAUAUGGCAGCAAUACCCGCUUAUUUUCUUCGGAGAUGGGAAUGUGUCCCAUGAGUAAAUUGUAUAAGACUUGGACUAGUGCAUGAAGUUGCUGUGGUGUAGCUGUCUUUAAAAGAAACUGGCGCUGAUAAGCAGGGCAAGCAGCUAACAGCUGAAGAAAACCACGAUUGUUGUUCACUACACGAGACAUUGCUACAAAAUGAACUAAGAAUGGCAGUUGGUGGUCUUUUAUAGAAUCUGGUGGAAGGAAAAACAAUAGAAAUGUGGUGGUGGUGGUGGUGGUGGUGGUGGUGGUGGAGGGAAAACAAUAGAAAUGUGGUGGCGGUGGUGGUGGUGGAGGGAAAACAAUAGAAAUGUGGUGGUGGUGGUGGUGGUGGUGGUGGAGGGAAAACAAUAGAAAUGUGGUGGUGGUAGUGGUGGUGGUGGUGGUGGUGGAGGGAAAACAAUAGAAAUGUGGUGGUGGUGGUGGUGGUGGAGGGAAAACAAUAGAAAUGUGGUGGUGGUGGUGGGAAAACAAUAGAAAUGUGGUGGUGGUGGUGGUGGUGGUGGUGGUGGAGGGAAAACAAUAGAAAUGUGGUGGUGGUGGUGGUGGUGGUGGUGGAGGUGGAGGGAAAACAAUAGAAAUGUGGUGGCGGUGGUGGUGGUGGAGGUGGUGGAGGGAAAACAAUAGAAAUGUGGUGGUGGUGGUGGUGGUGGUGGUGGUGGAGGGAAAACAAUAGAAAUGUGGUGGCGGUGGUGGUGGUGGAGGGAAAACAAUAGAAAUGUGGUGGCGGUGAUGGUGGUGGUCUUGGGUGAGGAAAACAAUAGAAUCUUGUGGUCUGAAAAACUACAUAAAUGCGUAACAUUCUACCUCCUUCUCAGUCUACAUUUUGCUCCUGAGGAGUUGACAUGAGUUGGUUCUGUUCUGUCUGCGAAAAAUCCUUUAGUAGAAAAGAUAGUAUGCAAAGGCACGUGAUGUCUAAACACCGCAAUGCUGGUCUCACCCCAUUUCAAACAGUUCCAAUAUUUUCACAGAAAUGUCAGCGGUUUCGCUUCGAGCAUCCUUUCACCUCCAUGAUUGCCGGAAUGACCGGUUCCGGAAAAACGGCCUGGGUUCGAUCGCUAUUGCAACAAGCUUCAGAGACCAUUUAUCCUUCCCCGGAGAGGAUCGUUUGGUGUUAUUCACAAUGGCAGCCUGCGUAUACACAAAUGUUAGUCGCCAUGCCAAACAUUGAAUUCGUCAAGGGAAUUCCUACGGCUUUGGAGCAAGAUUCCUAUUUUGAUGUGAACAAACGGAAUCUGAUCGUGUUUGAUGAUCAGAUGAUUGACGCCAGUAAAGACAAGCGGAUUGUGAACCUUUUUACUCGUGGUUCUCAUCAUCGCAAUCUGAGCGUGAUUUAUAUCGUGCAGAAUCUAUUUCAUCAGGGGAAAGGUAGUCGCAGCAUAAGCCUAAACAGCCAUUAUCUGGUGUUAUUCAAGAAUCCACGAGACAAAUUGCAAAUCCUGACUCUGGCGAAGCAAAUGUAUCCCGGGCAGACGGAUUUCUUUUUAAAUCAGUACGAAGAGGCUGUAAAAAGACCUUUUGGUUAUCUGUUGAUUGAUCUGAAAACUACUACCCAAGAUAAUUGUCGACUGCGAACAAACGUCCUGCCCAGUGAAGAAGGCUUUAACCAAGCAGGGUUUCAAGAAAAUAUUCCUCAAGAGCUUCUAAAAUAUCUGAAGCAGCAAAAUCUUUCACCUGUCCCACUUCUUCCAGCUAUGCAAGAAAUACAAGACAACAUGGAUGACGUGCUUUCUCGAAACGAUCUUCGGGACGAAGAAAAAGCUAAACGAUACCUUCACUUGCAAAACAGAUACCUGGCUUUUAAAGAACAAUUAAGUACAAGAACACGACCGGAAGAAAUAAUCAGCACUGUUCCAGACUUAACAUCAAGGACACAAGAUUCUUCGACAGCAACGACAGCAUUCUCGACUCCCCUCAACCUCUUUAAUGUAACACCUGAAUUAACACAAGCGGCUAUCUCUCAAAAACCUGACAAAGAAAGCCUCACCCGUCCACCACCCUUAAAUCCUGCUUUCCUGACCCCUCCUCCUACAGUAGAAACCCCAUCACCACAAGGCCCGAAGCGCAAAAGGCGUCGGAUUCAAUUUGUAAAUUAUUUGGAUGAUCAUAAAUCUCAUGGCAAACAGCUGAAGAAACGUCGGCAUAAGAAAUUCAAACCUUACAAGUACUCCAUGGGCGAAGAUGAAGAUUAAUUAAUUUCCAUUCCUGUGUAUUUGACUCUUUUUGUCACUGGUUUUUAAUAAAGUUUUUUAAAACGGUAUCUCUCUUGUGUUUUUAUUGCUAGCAAAUAUGAGUCGCGUGUUUUAAUUGAUCCUUGUUAAGUUAUUUGUUUUAUAAUAAUACGUCAAGAUUCUCUCCCUUGGGUCUUUCCUGUAGAGCUAAUUUGUAUUCAACUCGUGAACUCGCAUAAUUAACUGAUUAACCGUGCGUGAAAAUGACUUUAAUAGUUUUUCAUUUCCUCGAGAUAGAAAGGAGAAAACGUCAGACAAAAUUGAAAUAGAGUUUUCAGUUCUAAUUUGUGUAUUUUGUUUAUAUAUAUUCGAGUUUUAGAGCUCAAUAAGAAGACAUAAACUAAACGGAAAUAAAGACUUUUCAACUCCACUUUCUGUAUGUGUUUUGUUUAUGUAUAUCUGAGUUUUAGCGCUAAAUAAGAUAUAGGAAGCCGUUUCUCGCGUUGCUAGGUGAUCGCUUCUCUUAUUCCUAUUUUCCUUUUAAUAGACUGUCCGAAACCGAGCUCAAGUUACUUCACGGGCAAGUCUAGGCAAGCCUAUUGUUCCUAUUGUAGUAGAGUGACGCUCAUUAGUAAACCUAUCCACUUCAUUAUAUAUGGAGGAAGACACUUAAUUAGUAUGGAGGAACCCAUUUUUUCCCUAGGUUAUAACAAUGGGUGACGUCAUUGACUAGACCAAUAUGCCUAUUAAUUAAGGGAAUCCACUUUCUGCGAGGGAAUCCAAAGGGAAUCCACCAACGGGGGUUAAGUUUGCUGAAGCCCUACUACUCAGUCUAUAUUUACUCCUCAGUUUUUACAACUUGUGAGAUAUAUAGAAAGGAGCAAAUUUGGACAAAUCCAUUUUUUCCCCUAGUGCCGCUAAAGAGGGGUUUUAUUGAAUGUAAUAAGAUGAGGCAAAUAAAACACAAAACUACACACAUAGGUUUUGGGCUGUUUUAGCAGCACUCAAUAUCUAUUUUUGUUCCAUUAGUUUUAUAUUUAGACGCCCCAGUGGGUUUAAUUGUUUUUAAUUGCAUUUUGUUUGUUUUGGUCUGAUGUCUUUGGACUUAUUCUUGCCACUAGUAUAGCUGUAUCUUUUACGAAAAUACCUACACGUAAAUAAUAAUACAAUAAAAUAAUAAUAAUAAUAAUAAUAAUAAUGAUAAAGGAAAGAUUGAAACUGAAAAUUUCGUUUUUGAUAUAUGACGUUCAUUAGUCAAGAGCAACUCGAUCGAAUUUGUGUUAUUAGAAUAAGGUCUUUUUUGUUUUUAAUUAAUAAUAAUAAUCACCGUCGUCCUCAUCAUCAUGACAGGCACAAGGACAAGGUCGUUAACUUAUCUUAGAAAAGUUUUGUUUCAUUUCUUUUAGCUUCUGGUUCUGGCCGGUAUCAAUACGACUCAAAAGCCUUCUUAUUUUCGCUGGUAAACAAGCCAGGAUGGGCGCCUGUCAAAUUGUCUCAGUCAGGGCAAUAUAGUUCUAGCAAAGAUUCCAUAUACUUUUACUCAUCCUAUGGGCCUACAUUCGGAGGAGGACAUGACAUUACCAUCAGAAACUACGCGUCAUCUAAUAGCAAUUCUUACAGCAACCUUGGCUGGACUUACAACCCACCGAGCGGGUACAGCUACCGCAGCACCUUCGCACGUACAUUCCUGGCAGGAACUUACAAGUUCACACCAGACGAAGUUGAAACCUUUUACGAAACAACCUAA
Porites lobata is the source of this 12830-nucleotide messenger RNA. Lineage: Eukaryota; Metazoa; Cnidaria; Anthozoa; Scleractinia; Poritidae. The record is from the annotation of a GenBank genome assembly.